AUGCCUCUCGGUUUAUCGCCAUACGUUACUUCCACUUGCGUCAGCCAAGAGAAUCGGUCCAACGCCCGCAUGGAAAACGACCGCCCAAGCCCUUUACGGAUCUCUAAGCAGAUAAACUCAACAACCCACACGAGGGGCGGUAAUUAUGAUCAACAUCCCGUCUAUCCGGCACAAGAGUUUAUCCAUCCGCUGCAGAAGCACAGUGCCAAUCACCUCAAUAUCUCGAAGCGGCGGAGUCUCUGGGCUCUAUCAUCGCAACUCGUCGACCACGAAGAACCACGGGACAUUCCACCACGCCCAUAUUCGGUUACCCCAAACAUGGCAUUGGCAGCACGCUUUUCUCCUAUGCCGGACGAGAAGAGCGAGCGGAAGGUUCCUCGCCCGGCCGAAGAGGCGGAGGAGAUGCUGAGGGAAGCAAGUCGUACGUACUCGGGCGCUUCCGAUAACUCCAACUCUUGGAAUUCUUUUGUCUCUGGCGGAUGCAGCGAGCGCAAGAUGUCUAGCACACGGUCCACCUCAAGCGUGGUACGACACGUUUCAUCGUCAACCGACGUUCCCAGCUGCACAAUCAGCAUGGACAGCAUCUUGCCUCACGUGUUAUCUCCUCACAUUUCGAUCUAUACAAACGGCCACAAUCGUUACUUUGGUCAAGUCCAUGUAUGGGCAGCGAUUGAAGUGUCUGGCAUUCUAUCACAUGCGUACUCGGCGGAUGGGACUGGUGCCAAGCUAGCUCAACCAAGAGAGGACGAGCAUCAUUUAGGUCGAGGUGCUCCCUGUGAAAGGGACUGCCGUGUUGCAAGUCUUUCACGAGCAGGCAUUUCCGACACCCUCAUACUUGCACAGAUUCGCAUCAACCCGGAGUUGAUUGCAAGACGCGUUAGCAAAGCACACCGGAGACAUAAAUCAGACGAAUUGAUGGCCGAUCUAGAGAGCCAGCUAGGAGACUCGCAGAUGCCAUAUAUGAAAGUAAAAGUCACAUACAGCCAUUCCGCAUUUUCAGACUAUUUUGGCCAUGAGAUACUGGUUGGCGUGGCUCAACGAUGCACGAAACUGGAAACAACUGCAGUUGGUGCCUUGAAGCAACACAACGUUGGAUCCGCAUGGUCACCACCACCUAUCUACUCACUUGAAAGCAUCAAGUCUGCCAUGCAAAGGCACUGGAAAGCCGAUGUGGUUGCAAAAUGGUUGCAGAGGAUAAAAGACUCGGAAAGAGCUGGAAUUCAGCAAAGCACCAAGCAUGGCGACAAUGCGGCUGAAGAACUGCAAGAGGCAAAUUGCCGAGACCCCAUGCAUCGACCAGCCAUCUCCAUGGAGACAAUGUGCCAAAAAAUGACUGCAAACCGUCUCUCGGAGUCGUGCAGGCAUGUGCAAUCUCCCGACUAUGGUAAUGAGAGGCGAGAGCUGAAGCCGGCCACAAACAUGGGCUCGCUACGAAGCAGGCGAUCUUGGAGCCGCAACACAAGCGGCACAACGUGCACGUCGGGGUCACUAAGGAAGAAGAAGUCAUUUGCGGCAGGAAUCUGGAGGACUCUGACACCAUCUAUCAACAUACCCAAGACCGAGGGAGAUGGAUCUGCGCAAGGCCCUUGGAAUUGGAACGCAUGGUUCUAG
Molecule: messenger RNA, 1611 nt
Organism: Beauveria bassiana ARSEF 2860
Lineage: Eukaryota; Fungi; Ascomycota; Sordariomycetes; Hypocreales; Cordycipitaceae
Exons: 3
Coding region: 1-1611 (536 amino acids)
Source: RefSeq, a predicted model, not a curated record